This is a messenger RNA of Adineta steineri, 3201 nucleotides long. The record is from the annotation of a GenBank genome assembly. Lineage: Eukaryota; Metazoa; Rotifera; Eurotatoria; Adinetida; Adinetidae.
UGGAUGUGGGUGUGGGUAUACGUGGGCGUGGGUGUGGGCAUGGAUGGGUUUGAGUGCGAGUGUGGAUGUGAGUGUGGGUCAAAUGAAGAGAGACAAACACACACAGCCACCUAGAUCCACCUCACACCCAACACCCAGCCACCCACACUCAUCCCACAUCCUGCUUAUUUAAUUCAAUCUUGUCAUUCCGACAUCCUUGGCGAAAAUUUAGACUAAUUUUUUCGUCAGAAGUUCGCAACAGACAUCCAUUACGGGAGUCCAAGAUGACGAGGUGGUACAAAGCGUCAUUUCCUCUAGCGAGCAGACAAACAAACAGACAUUCUUCUUUAUAUAUGUACACAGAUAAAACGAACAAAGCUAGAAUAUCAUUUAACAUAGAUAUAAAGAACAAUUCAUAUAGAAAUUCUGAUAAAUUUUUUUAAAAUCCAGCGCCAUGUCUUUUUAAUAUUAAAUAAAAUAGAAUAUUAAAGCAGCAUAAAGCUAAUUAAGUAGUUACACGUAGUUAAGCUGAAUUUAUUCCAAUAUGUCAUUUUAUUAUUUAUUUUAGUAAGACCAAUAUAUAAUUCCGACAUAAAAGAAUAAAAAUGAGUAUCAAAUGAUUUUUUAUAAUUGCGACAAAGCACGUCACAUCGAGAAAAAAAAAGAAAAAAGUCAUACAUCUAAUACUAAACGCUAUCAAUGCAGCCAGACAAUUGUCAAUAUUUAUUAGGAGAGCUCUACGGUAAAUCUCUCAUUUAACUAUUUUAUUAUUAUCAUUAUCAUAUAAUCCCAGAUUUGAAUAAUGUGCAAGUUUUUAUAUAUAAUAUUUUUUCUAUGGGUAUCUAACCGUUCACAAUCAAUCUUUUAUGAUACCGAUGAAUAUGGAUUUGAUUGUUUGCAUUAUUUUUCAACUGAGUCAGAAUUUUCUGAAAUAGUCAAAUAUUGUAUUCGUCCCAAAAAUGACACGAACUCGAUAGUGGCUGAAAUUUUCAAUAUAUCUGAUGAUUAUUUAAGUUUCGAUGAAUUAUACCGUUUGAAUAUAACAUCACAUGAAAUUCUCAUGUGGUCAUCAUCAAUUGAUUUGGCUGAACGCUAUCAACAUUAUCUUGAUCGAGCAACUCAAUCUAAUCUAUCAAAUGAAAAAUUCUUUAAUUGUACACAGCCAUGGUUUGGAUCACGAUGUCAAUAUUCAUUCGAAUUUAAUAAAGAUAGAUUAGUGCAAAAUUCUUUUGAAAUAGCUUUAACCGAUGAUAUAUUUCACCGAACGUGUUACAUUCUUUUGGAAUGUGAUCGUGGAGGAUCAUCAAUGUGUCUUGAUUGGCGUGAGAUAUGCGAUGGUCGAAUUGAUUGUGUUAAUGAUGGUAUUGAUGAAAUUCAAUGUUUUAAUUUAGAAAUUAAUGAAUGCUAUGAAAAUGAAUAUCGAUGCCAUAAUGGAUUAUGUAUUCCAAAAAUGUUUUUGGAAAUGGGUCUUCCUGAAGCACAAUGUCUUGAUAGGUCAGAUUAUUUAGUUAAAAAGUCUUUGUGUCAAAGAUUUUAUUUCAGUUUGAAUCUGUUUGAAUGUCAAGAAUUUAUAUGUCGACCUAAUGAAGGUAAAUUUUCUUGUGGUGAUGGAGAAUGUGUAGAAGAUUUUGGUCAGUGUAAAAAUAAUCGCCAUCUUUCAUUAGCUGAAUCGAUUAGUGCUAGAGGAAAUUUAUCCUACAAAUGUUGGAUAAGUUUAGUUUGUCUUACCAAAAUUAUUGAUAAAAUUGAGAAUAUAUCAUGUGAUCAGUUCAGUCAAUCUUCUGAGAUCAUAGACCAAUUAAAAAGUUGCAAGUUUCCUCUUCAAUUUCCGGUUAUUCCUGUACUCUAUGGUCAUGUAAAAUUUUUAUAUCAUCCAAAAGAGAUUGACAAUAUUAAUGUUACAUUAUCUCUUAAACCUGAUUAUAUAUGUUAUGAUGAACAAUUGUGCGAUUUUCUCACGCCUACAUUUCGCCAUAGAACUUUGACUUGUCGGUCUGGUGAUCAAAUGAAUCUUACGAUGAAUGCAGAAUUGACUACUUGGAAAUCAAUUAUCGAUUCAAUUAAACCAUAUUUUGAUGGUUGUAUAACUCAACAUUAUCCUAUCAUUGAUUCUCAUCAUUCAUCAUUAUAUCAUUGUAAAAAUUCGUCGAAAUAUAUUUCUAUAUAUCGAAUUAUUGACAAUAUAUCAGAUUGUUUCUUAAAAGAUGAUGAACAAGCAGUAUCUGAAUUAAGUUGUUCAUUAAACCAAACCUCUCAAUUUCAAUGUCCAAACGAGAAACAGUGUCGGUUACGUUUUUUCCCAACAAGUUUCUGCUCUUUUCCAAUACAGAUAAACUAUGAUGAUAUUCCAUUUUAUAAAAUAUGUGAUCGAAUCAUGGAUUUACCCAUGGUGCUGAUUGAUGGACGACAUCAUUCUGAUGAAACUGAUUGUGAACAUUGGCAAUGCAAUAAUACCUACACACGAUGUGAUGGUUUUCGAAAUUGUCUUAAUGGUGAAGAUGAAAGAAAUUGUAAAAAUGCAAUUAAUUCAGAGCAUUUUCUGUUCUGUAUUUCGCCACAAAAUUACACAUGCAUGUGUUUACCAGCCGAUCAAGUCACUAAUGGAAUCGUCAAUUGUUUUGGAGCAUCAUUCGAUAAAUUUCAAAAUCUCCAAGUGAACAAUAUUACUUUUCAAACAUACAGAUUUCGUUGUUGGAAUGACACAAAAUGUAGAGAACAGGAAAAUCUUUGCAAUGAAAACGAAGAUUGUCCAAUGUAUGAUAACGAACUAUUUUGUGAUAAUAAUCCACAAUUAUGUAAUGACUCUGAUUUUGACAAUCUUAUCAAUAUGCAGUACAUUUCAUGUCAGGUCGUUAAUACACGUGAUAUAUCUUUUUCAUUAGAAACUGCAUUAAUCUAUCCACCAAUAUAUACGAUUCCGAAUAAUCCUACUGAGAAUCCGACUAAUGAUAAAAUGAUAGAAUUGCCAUUAGUCAAGAGUUUUUCACAGCUUGAAAUCUGUAAUUCUGGUUUAUACGUUUACCAUCGACUUGGAGUCAAUAAUUACAGUAGUAUAUGUUUUUGUCCACCGAAUUAUUAUGGUGAUCGAUGUCAAUAUCAAAAUCAACGUGUCAGUCUUACCUUAACAUUGGCAACUGUUAGACAGCCAAUUAUCUAUGCUAUUGUUGUUAUGUUAAUAGAAGAUGACAACGAUCGACAAGAAAUUCAUUCGUAUCAUCAAUU